AGACAGAUCGAAGUUCAAAAUGUAAAUAAAUCAACAUUUUCCUCUAAUAUACCUUUUUACGGUUUAAGUAAAAAAAAAAUAUAUAUCUAAAAACAUGACGUCAGCUUCGUCAAGUAGUGCGAGAACUCUAUUCGCUGAAUCUAAACAACGUUUAGCGGAAAGGGUGCAAGUUAAUAUGAACAACAUAGCUUCACUGGCUCGGCAGAUUCAAAGAGGAUCGAAAUCUAAUGAGCUCCUGUCAAAGGCUGCACGAGAUUUUGCGGCUACUGAGCAUUUGAUGGAGGGCAGUGAAGAACAUCUUAAGAAAAUGCAACUUAUAUCAGUACACAUGGGUUACCAGUUCGAAAAUAUCCACAAAUCUGCUCAAAUGUUGACAGAGAUUAAUGAACAGAUCAAUAUGAUGCAGAGAUGAUAAACAAAAUUAUAUUUAUAACUACUAAUGUGUGGCAGAAAUAGUUAUUUAAACUGCCUUAAAUUAUAUUAACUACCUUAAUGAUAGGCGUGUCUAACUUAGAUAUAAUGAGUAGUACAUCUGUACAUUAAAUUUACUAUCUAUCACAUUAUAUUCUAUAUUGUUAAUUAUAUUUCAAUUGCAUAAAGUAA
Melitaea cinxia (Glanville fritillary) is the source of this 603-nucleotide messenger RNA. RefSeq lists its product as uncharacterized. Gene Ontology annotation, cellular component: BORC complex. The record is from RefSeq and is a predicted model, not a curated record. The coding region runs from base 95 to 412 and encodes 105 amino acids. The transcript has 2 exons. NCBI's taxonomy places the organism in Eukaryota, Metazoa, Arthropoda, Insecta, Lepidoptera, Nymphalidae.